AUGAAAAAUAAAGGAGUCUCCCGUGGAAAUCAAGUUUUCUGUGCAUCUGGCCCUCAAGCUACACCUCCAGACCAGUUACAGACGGCAUCUGACCCUCAAGCUACACCUCCAGACCAGUUACAGACGGCAUCUGGCCCUCAAGCUACACCUCCAGACCAGUUACAGACGGCAUCUGGCCCUCAAGCUACACCUCCAGACCAGUUACAGACGGCAUCUGACCCUCAAGCUACACCUCUAGACCAGUUACAGACAGCAUCUGGGCCUCAAGCUACACCUCCAGACCAGUUACAGACGGCAUCUGACCCUCAAGCGUCACCUCCAGACCAGUUACAGACGGCAUCUGACCCUCAAGCGUCACCUCCAGACCAAUUGUUCGGACACUAG
Procambarus clarkii (red swamp crayfish) is the source of this 384-nucleotide messenger RNA. Lineage: Eukaryota; Metazoa; Arthropoda; Malacostraca; Decapoda; Cambaridae. The record is from RefSeq and is a predicted model, not a curated record.